AUGAUUGUUGUGAUAUUAAUCCUGGCUAUGAUUAAUGGUUAUGAUCUAAGCAAUACUGCCAACAUCCAAGCGACCAUCUAUGAGGCAAUGGGUCACAUAGAAAUAUUCAGCUGGAUCACCCUUGGAUAUUGCGUUGGCAUUGCCGCCGUGGUUCCGCUCGCUAGGCGACUUUCUGAGAUUUUCGACAUCCGGGCCAUGAUGAUCGCCUCUAUUGUCGUCUUUAUGGUUGGCGUAGCUGUGACUGGCUCAGCUUCUAACAUCGGUGCAGUCAUUGCUGGCCGAGCUCUUAAUGGAGUAGGCGCCGCUGGGGUAACUCAUAUAGCGAGAAGACUUACCGACUCGUCCAUCCUGAAGAGCCUGGCCGAGAUUGAUUGGGUGGGUGCUGUACUUCACGCUGGAACAUUUACCCUCCUGCCAGUGGCACUCACCCUAUCUGGUUCCGUCUUCGCUUGGAAAUCAGCGGGAGCGAUAACGCUGUGGGUGUUUGCAGGACUGUUCCUCAUCGCCUAUGUCUUGCAGCAGGCUUUCUGCCUCUUCACAACACGGGCCAGGCGUAUAUUUCCCGGUCAUGUCGUCCUUAAUCGUACAGUCGGGCUUGCAAAUUUGGGAACAUGUUGCGCCGCCCUUGCAUACUCUGUCGGCCUGUACUAUUUCCCUGUCUUCUUCGCAUUCACUCGUGGACACGGCCCGAUUGGCACUGCCGUUCGGUUUCUACCAUUCAUUGGAGUCUUCAUUGCUUCAAUACUACUGUCUAGCGUCUUGUUGACGGUCAUUCGAAGAUACAAGAUCCUCUACAUGAUUGCUGGCCCUCUCAUUCUUACGAGUGGUGCACUCAUCACAACACAAAUGAAGCCGACGGCCUCGGAAAGGGAAAUCAUGGGGUUCGAGGCACUGCUUGGUUUUGGAGUUGGACUAAUCUACAGCCACGCUAUGAGCAUCUCGAGCGUCAGCCUACCUACAGAAGAAGUCUUUGCCGCAUCAUGCCUGGCGAACCUGUCGAUGUUGGGUACGAUUGCCAUUGCAGUCGGUCUAGAAGGAUCGGUGUUUCAAAACGAGGGCAUGAGAUCGCUCAAGCAGGCCGUUGGAGACUUGGGGUUUAGCGACAAGGAUCUCAGGGAAGCACUGGGUGGAGUGGCAUCGCCGCUAUUCGCCGAGCUUGACCCUGCAGUUCGCGAGCUCGUCUAUGCCUCGGUCACCAGCACAAUUAAGACGCCGUUCCAUCUGGUUGUGGCGGCUGGUACGACGUGUACGCUGCUAUCUUGGGCGAUGAAAUGGGAGAAAUUGAAUUUCCGGAAGAACAAGGAGGAGGAAAAGCCUAAUCGAAAUAUCGAGAGAGACAGUCUCGAUAUGGGACAAGAGACUUGA
Phaeoacremonium minimum UCRPA7 is the source of this 1365-nucleotide messenger RNA. Its product is annotated as putative efflux pump antibiotic resistance protein. NCBI's taxonomy places the organism in Eukaryota, Fungi, Ascomycota, Sordariomycetes, Togniniales, Togniniaceae. Bases 1 to 1365 code for a protein of 454 amino acids. Gene Ontology annotation, biological process: transmembrane transport. The transcript has 3 exons. The record is from RefSeq and is a predicted model, not a curated record. Gene Ontology annotation, molecular function: transmembrane transporter activity.